AUGCCCACAGGAACUCCAUAUAACUCUUUCAUCGCACCAUAUAGAAUUCGUGUUGAUGAUUUCGCCUCUAUUUCCAACACAGAUCCCGAAGCGACCCCGUUGCUUCAUUUGCUAACGCACACGCACUCAGAUCACAUCAAUGGGCUGUCUGCAAAGUCUUUUGGAUACAAUGUGAUAUGUUCUCAUGACGCAAAAGAGAUGCUUCUAAAUCAUCAGGUCCAAGCCGAACGGGACCUUGAUAGCAAGGAUUUAAGGGCCGAAAAGAAACGGACUUACUCUCACCUUAGAAUCGAACCUAUGGCAAAUCCGAAUGCACGACAGUAUUAUAAUGGGUCAAGAGAUCUUUUGCGACCUCUGCCUCUCAACACUCCGACCCAGUUCGAACUAGACGCUAAUAACUCUGUGACGAUCACGUUGCUCGAUGCCAAUCAUUGUCCUGGAUCUGUCAUGUUUCUUGUAGAAGGCGAUCGAGGUGCUGUCCUUCACACGGGAGACUUUCGAGCAGAGCCAUGGUUCUUGGAAUCAAUCACUCGCAACCCGAUACUUCAGCCGUACCUUUCUCCCACAGUUGAACCUCAAAAUGAUCUUUCGACUGAGAGCAUGUCACCUGUCUUAAGCCGAUCACUGGAAGCGAUAUAUCUCGAUACUGCCUGUGUCAUGUCCAAGCUCAAAAUCCCAACCAAGGCAGAUGCAACGGCCGGGCUAAUCGAGUUAAUGAAACUCCUACCAUCUUCGACUUAUUUCUACAUAAAUUCGUGGACAUGGGGCUAUGAGGACAUACUCAAAGCAAUUGCGCGAGAGUUUCAAUCCAAGAUUCACGUCGAUGCUUACAAAAGCAAGAUAUACCAACGCAUCUCGGAUCCCUUCCUUCACAUCCUCACCACAGAAGAUGAAAAAUCAACCCGUUUUCAUGCUUGCGAGCGGUUCAGUCGAUGCGAUUUUGUCUCGAUAAACGAUGACGAUACGUUUAACACAGAACCCACCAGUGCUAAGGGAAAACAUGUCGUAUACAUCAACCCUGUAAACAUGGAGCACGACAAGUGGAUGGAAUAUUGUAGAGAGAUAAAAAACUUUGUGAAGUCGGGGCAGAAAAUAUAUAAUUUACUUGUCCCGCUUUCGCGGCAUUCAUCUCUCCCAGAACUUCAAGAAUUCGUUAAACUCUUUAGGCCAAAAAGAGUAGUGCCAAAUACCCUUGAUCCUCGCUUAUUCGGGCUUGACUGGGCGUGCAUUAAUGCAAUGUUUUCGACUUGUAUUUCUCCACCUCAUAGUCAUGUUUCUGAUGUGUUCCCCACCUCUCAACAUCUCGGUAUUUUGGGGAAGCAUAAGCUUUCUGAAGUUGACCAAAUAGAUGGUGAUGUGGAUCUAAAAAAUCUUAUUGGGGCCAACACACACAGCAUUGCCAAGAAAUGGGUGGACCACCAGAGCAUUAUCAGCAAGUUCAAAGUCAUUCGUGACUAUGUUAGCAACAGGGAGAACGACAUGAUUGAUCAGUUAUUAGGCAUUGCGAGGCCGCGCGGACGGCACCCCCUGGAGGCACCUUCAUCCGAUCCUCCGCAAUAUCUUGACAAGGGAAAAGGAAGGCAGAUAAUCAUAUCCCGAUACCAUGACAAGGACAGUGAUGAUGAUACCGAAGACAGCCACGAUGAACGAGGUAGAACAGCCGAUUUUCUUUUUGGCGCUCAAGCAGGAAUCAACAUACAUGACAAAGAAAACAGUUGGCUCUCAUCAGAAGCCUCUCAAGAGGGCCUUGAACUUAUUGAGAACGUCGAGCAUACGAAUGUAAUACUUCCCAUCAAAGGAAAGCAGGGGCCAGCACAAGAUGGAGCAUGGAGAUUGAACUGUCUGACGCCUGAAUCGUCGCCAGUACAAAAACUAAAGAAAGCAUCAGGAUCGUCUCCAACGACGCCGACCCCAAUGAAACAGAGACCUCCCGUACGUCGCGCUGGCCCCGGUUCUAUAAGUAACCCCUCUUCCCGACAUAUUCUUACACCUAAAGUCAAUCAACCUGUCCGAAUUCCGAAUAAUGCGAACUCUGGUGGAAGCCAUUCUUUCCCUAUAUGUUUAGUUUCUUCUUCCCCAGAAAUGUCCUUCAAAUCUAGGUCUAAUGGGUUGUCCCAUUCAUCUCCGACAACAAACGGACCUAUCAACGGUAGAAUUUCAGGAACGCCACCCGAGCCUUCCAGUAGGCAGGCGGUCAAGAGGAAGAUAACGACAUCGUUCAAAGCUUCCAUAGAAUAUGCUGAGCGCUCUACCAUUAGUUCGCACUCUAAUGCCAACGCCAAACGGCGCAAACUGGACCCAGUGCUUUCUACGAUUACUUCAAAACGUGAACAAAAGUGUGCAAAACCUCCUGCUACUCCCUCUGCUAAGCACCACACAAGGCCCUUGUUGCAAUCUCAUUCUACAAUCCCCUUUAUACCAUCGGAGAACGAACAACAACAGCGAGAGCGUAUCCGAACGUCUGAUAACCUUGCGAUGCUCUACCCUGACCGUGUUGACCCGUCUUAUCCAACCAAAAGAACUAAACAACUAGCAAGGAUGGAGCGGAAACGCCAAACUCCUGCGAACGAGACUGCGGUCACGUCGAACUCAUUGCUGUCGACGCCUCGUAGGCAAUUUCUGUUGCCUGUCCCUACUAUCCUGGACAUGGAUAUUUAA
This is a messenger RNA of Psilocybe cubensis, 2658 nucleotides long. RefSeq lists its product as uncharacterized. Gene Ontology annotation, biological process: interstrand cross-link repair; double-strand break repair via nonhomologous end joining; protection from non-homologous end joining at telomere. NCBI's taxonomy places the organism in Eukaryota, Fungi, Basidiomycota, Agaricomycetes, Agaricales, Agrocybaceae. The record is from RefSeq and is a predicted model, not a curated record. The transcript has 6 exons. Bases 1 to 2658 code for a protein of 885 amino acids. Gene Ontology annotation, molecular function: 5'-3' DNA exonuclease activity; damaged DNA binding.